CCACAAGUAAAACACCCAUCAGUGCUUCUGUGGUUACAUCAAAAAAACACCUGCUCCAGCACAUGUGGCAAGACUUAUUCCUUUUAGUGCGAGCUGGUCUCCUUUGGGGAAGUUCUUUUCAUUCCAUCGCCAUGACAGCUGCUGUAAAAAAACUGGACCAGCAACUCUCGUCACAGGCUUGACAGGUGGCAUUCGUUAAACAAUGGGUUAGAAGAACCCCCCUCCGACAAUCUUCAGGGCAACUAUUGGAUUUUACAAUGUGUGGUUAAGGCUGGCGUGUGAAAAAAGAACUAUUAUUAACACUCAACACGAUACUAUAGCCCCCCAAAACAUAAAGGUGGUGUGCUAAAAGUCUGAGAAAUUAAACAAAAAGAUCGGAUAAGUAAAAUAAACAUCCCUUUGGUCAAUUUUAACUUAAAAUCCACACUUGGUAGUUAUGAACUGUGCAUGGUUGAGACUUUAGGAGAAACCUUCUCAAUAUAAUGGAUUAUCUCAUUGAUAAAAUUCUUCAAAGUUAGCAAUUUAACAACACUUUUAUCUUAUAUUGCUUAAGAUUCAAACCAACGAUGUGAGCGAGGUAAGGUGGCUUUUUAUAUAUUUUGAAAAGAUUAAAAAAAUAAUACCCAGACUAACUAUCCUUUUUUGUUUUUGCUUAACAAAAAGACUCAACUUUAUGUGUCGAUUUUAAACUAGUUUUGAGGUAUUUAUCAGUUAAAAUGUUCAGCAUAUCCUCCAAGAAAGGUAUUUGAACAGGUAUUACAACAAGAGUUUCUGUUUCAAACUGUUCUGUCGCUAAAACAGACUUUUAAAAAUAUAUUUUUUUCCAAAUCACCUACAUUUUUGCUCAAUAAUUUGCCAAUAAAAAAUUUGUUCUUACAUGAAGGAAGUCCCUUUGAAAAGAAUCCCACACCCCUUUGCUUGCCUUAGAGGCAAAACAAAGGACAGAAAUGUUUCGUCAGAGGGAACUCAGGUGUUACGUUUGACUCAGCCCUCAGAGCUUUCCUUUUGCUUGAAGAGUCAACACCGACUGCUGGGCUCUCUCAAAAUGUUCAGACUUCACACCAACGGGACACAGAACAAAGUCGCCACGGUAACGGUGCUUGCCGCUCUUGUCGUGGUCGUUUAUGUGGGCUUCUCCCAAAACACAUCAAACAGCAAAAUAACUUUUCAUCAAGUUAAUGUGAGGGAGUUUGACACUAAAACGAAGCCAGUCACCAGACUUCACAAGUAUAAAUAUUCGUGGCCAAAAUGCCAACGAAACACCUCUGUUGCCAACAUCUCCGGCUUCGACUCUUUACCCGGUCACAUUAAAGACUUUCUGUAUUAUCGCCACUGCCGGCAUUUCCCCAUGCUGCUGGACCUCCCAGACAAAUGUGGGGGACCCGAGGGUUCUGCAGAUGUCUUCCUGCUCCUGGUCAUCAAGAGCUCACCGGGAAACUACGACCGCAGAGAGGUGCUGCGAAACACCUGGGCCAAGGAGAGACUUCAGAACGGAGUGUGGAUCCGGAGGAUCUUCAUCUCAGGAACACAUGAUUCUGGUUUUGAGAAAAUUAGACUAAACAGACUAUUGGAGUUUGAACAACGCAAGCACAAAGACAUUCUCCAGUGGGACUUCCACGACUCCUUCUUCAACCUCACCUUGAAGCAGAUACUCUUCCUGGAAUGGAUGGAGAGAAAUUGUCCUCAUGUCCACUACCUGCUGAACGGAGACGAUGAUGUCUUUGCCAACACCAACAACAUGGUUGUGUACCUCCAAAACUUUAAGGAAGGAGGAAGAAAGCACCUUUUUGCCGGUCAUCUCAUUCAAUAUGUGGGACCAAUUCGAGAAAAGUGGAGUAAAUAUUACGUUCCAGUGCAGGUUCACGAGCCCGAGAAAUACCCUCCUUACUGCGGUGGUGGAGGCUUCCUCCUGUCUGGAUAUACAGCGAGAAUCAUCUACAAAAUGUCACACAACAUCACCAUUCUCCCCAUUGAUGAUGUGUACAUGGGUUUGUGCCUGCAGCAGGGCGGCCUCCGCCCCGAGUCUCAUCCUGGAGUAAGAACAGCUGGACUGUAUGUUAUAGACAAGGAGGCAGAUAGAUACGACCCCUGUUACUUCAGGGAAAUGCUCCUUGUUCACAGAUUCCUGUCAGUCCACAUGUAUGUGAUGUGGAACAGUUUGCAGGACCCUAAUCUCGACUGCACGAACUAUUACAAAGGUCAUUGAUAAAGCUUUAAAUUCCUUUAAGGUUUGCAACCAAAUUCAAACCAAGAAAGAACAGGUCUCUUAUCAGAUUACUGGUAACCACUGAUGCAGAUCUUAUUAUUGAUGUACUUUUAUGUAUAAUAUCCAGCUACAAUGACCUCUUAGAUUUCAGCUCAUAAAUUCUUUGCAGUUCUUUUGAACACGUGGAGGAUUUUUUACUUCAACUGAAUAACAGAAACCUUUGAGGUCCCAUUCAGACCAUGUUUUGAUCUAUUGUAAAAGCAUUCUUAGUGGUCUUUUAAUUAG
This is a messenger RNA of Oryzias melastigma (Indian medaka), 2491 nucleotides long. Its product is annotated as N-acetyllactosaminide beta-1,3-N-acetylglucosaminyltransferase 3. Lineage: Eukaryota; Metazoa; Chordata; Actinopteri; Beloniformes; Adrianichthyidae. Bases 878 to 2206 code for a protein of 442 amino acids. The transcript has 2 exons. The record is from RefSeq and is a predicted model, not a curated record. Gene Ontology annotation, cellular component: membrane. Gene Ontology annotation, molecular function: hexosyltransferase activity.